AGUCUGUAGGCGGAACUGAAUUGUUGGGUUAAGCGCGGAGUUAGUUUGAAGGACGCAGGGCAGGCUGCUGUGAGGGCUGGACAUUGCGGGGGGCGGUGGUGGUAGGAAGGGAAAGGGACUGAGGCAGGUCUUGGCAGCAGGAUAUUGAGGGUGGCUCCUCUUCAUUGUCUGGCGUUAUUUUGAGGGAAUUGGGGUAUUGAUAUUUCAGUAAAGAAGGGAAUGAAGCGUCUGUGAGAUGUAUAGAGAAGCGAAGGCUGUUCUUUAUUUUAAUUCUCCUAUUUAUCUAGGGUCUUGGUUAGUGACAAGCUUGUCAAAAUAUGUACGCUUUUAAAAAUAAUAUAUAGUUAAGCAUUGUUAGUUUUUGUUCCGAUCGUGAUAAGAGGCCGUUCAAGGCUUGCUCGCUAAAGUCCUGUGCGCUGUGAAAAAGCCUUAACCAGUUUUUAAAUUUGCAAUCAUGUUACUCAGAGUACACAGGCUUGGUGGGAAUCUGUGUAGUAGUUUGUUCCACUGCCAAAGGUCAGGAGUCACCUGUGUUGGGAAAGGGACAAAUUUGACUCAGUGGCUUAUGCGUAGAGAUUUCCACAUCUCCUGUCAGUGGCAUAUAACCAUGCCAUCCUGGGUGAUUGACAGUUAUGGGAAAAAUGAUGUGCUACGAUUCACAAACAAUAUGAUGUUGCCUAUAAUCCACUUUCCCAAUGAAGUUAUUAUUAAAGUCCAUGCUGCAAGUUUAAAUCCCAUAGAUGUUAACAUGCGAAGUGGCUAUGGAGCUGCUGCUUUAAGGAUGAAGCGAGAUCCUCUGAUGAUUAAAAGCUCAGGCAGUGAAUUUCCUAUAACACUUGGCCGGGAUGUUUCUGGCAAAAUUAUGGAAUGUGGACUAAAUGUGGACUAUUUCAAACCUGGAGAUGAGGUAUGGGCAGCCAUUCCUCCCUGGAAGCAAGGCACUUUGUCAGAGUUUGUUGUAGCAAGUGGAAAUGAGAUAUCUCAAAAGCCCCAGUCACUGAGUCACGCAGAGGCUGCUUCUUUGCCUUAUGUUGGUUUAACCGCAUGGUCUGCACUGAGACAUGCUGGGGGUCUGAAGGAAGAUAAUUGUAGCAAUAAAAGGAUAUUGAUCUUCGGUGCAUCAGGUGGUGUAGGUACCUUUGCUAUACAGCUGAUGAAAGCCUGGGGCGCUCAUGUGACUGCAGUUUGUUCUCAGGAUGCCAGUGAAUUAGUGCAACGUCUUGGUGCAGAUGAUGUCGUUGAUUAUAAAUCUGGAAAUGUAGAAGAACAUCUGAAAACUUUACCGUUGUUUGAUUUCAUCCUAGAUAACAUUGGUGGAUCAACUGAAGAAUGGGCCCCUGCACUCCUGAAAAAGUGGUCAGGGGCCACAUAUGUCUCUCUUGUAACACCCUUCUUAGUGAAUGUGGAUAGACUUGGUGUGGCUGAUGGUAUGUUACAGACUGGAGUGACUAUUGGUAAAAAGGCUAUGAAGCAUCUUUGUAAAGGGAUCCAUUACCGGUGGGCAUUUUUUGCACCAAGUGGUCCAUAUCUGGAUGAAAUAGCCAGCCUUGUUGAUGCAGGGAAGAUCCAUCCAGUUAUUGACCAAGUCUUCUCAUUUACGGAUGUUCCCAAGGCUUUCCAGAAAGUGGAAGAAGGGCAUGCGCGUGGAAAAACAGUGAUCAAUGUAACUAAUAAAGGAUAAUGUAUUGACUCA
Messenger RNA from Sphaerodactylus townsendi, 1693 nucleotides. RefSeq names its product reticulon 4 interacting protein 1 (gene RTN4IP1). The record is from RefSeq and is a predicted model, not a curated record. The transcript has 9 exons. Gene Ontology annotation, molecular function: oxidoreductase activity; zinc ion binding. The coding region runs from base 455 to 1681 and encodes 408 amino acids. Gene Ontology annotation, cellular component: mitochondrion. NCBI's taxonomy places the organism in Eukaryota, Metazoa, Chordata, Lepidosauria, Squamata, Sphaerodactylidae.